Messenger RNA from Akanthomyces muscarius, 14709 nucleotides. RefSeq lists its product as uncharacterized. The coding region runs from base 1 to 14709 and encodes 4902 amino acids. NCBI's taxonomy places the organism in Eukaryota, Fungi, Ascomycota, Sordariomycetes, Hypocreales, Cordycipitaceae. The transcript has 2 exons. The record is from RefSeq and is a predicted model, not a curated record. Gene Ontology annotation, cellular component: cytoplasm. Gene Ontology annotation, biological process: amino acid activation for nonribosomal peptide biosynthetic process; secondary metabolite biosynthetic process. Gene Ontology annotation, molecular function: phosphopantetheine binding; catalytic activity.
AUGGGCUCAAUGGGGGUCGACUCGUCCUUUACUCUGGAAGCUCUCAUCAACGAGCACCCCGAUGUAUCAAGCGCGCGAGUUCUGAAAUUGAACUCCGCCGCUUCCAGCAUCACCGCAGUCCUCAUCCUGUCAUUGACCGACAAAGCCAGCUCGCGAUCGACGACGACAGCUACCAUUCAAAAGCUACAUACCGACUUCACAAUUUCGGUCGCAAGACAAACCGAGGAAGAAGUCCUCGAGGUUCCGAGAGCAUGGAUCCUGUUUGAGCCCGUCGCUGGCGACAAAAUCUCGAGCAUGGACGCCGGGACCGUUGACUCUAUACUGAGCAUGAGCCAUUCUGAAAAUAAUAUUGAAGAGCAAGUUUGGGCCGUUGUGGCGGGUGUGCUCCAGCUGUCGCCCAAAAAGGUGCGCCAGGCAACGUCCUUCACGAGCAUUGGUGGCACUGCCCGCUCAGCCAUCGAGGUCCAAACACGAUGCAUGAAAAAAGGCAUUAUACUCUCCAUCACCAAUAUUCUCAGCGGCAAAGACCUCCAUCACGUUGCCGAGCGCGCUUGUCUGCUCCUGAAGUAUGGCGCGCACCCCACCAAAGACCACGCCACGGAGCCUGAUCUCGUCGAUGCGCCGCUGCCAUCCUGGGGCAUCUCGGAGAAACAAUACAAGGAAACAGUUUCGGGCUAUUUUAGUCUCGAUCUCUCCGGAAGGCUCGCCGCUGUGGGCACGGAGCCGUUUCCUCUGCGCAAAAGCCUUGCGCUGCUUUUGCACGCGACGUUGGCGCCAUUUCGCGAACUGAGGCCGAAUCGCGACAGCAUCGCCGUCGUGGUGAAGAAUUGCUAUACUGGGAACCACAAAAUUUUGCGCGUCGACCUGCUUCGACUAGGGAAUUCAUAUGCAAGUCUGCGCUAUUUGGAAACCCUGCUCGCAGAUGCGGAGCUGCGACCUGGCGUAUGGUUUUCAGGCACGGCAGAGGUUGUGCUUCAGUAUGAAGAGGGCAACUUGUGCGAUCGGCAAAAAGAGCCGCGAGAGCCGGAGGAUGCUACGGCCUAUUUUCCUUCCCUAUUUGCGAUCAAUGUUCACAAGGAGAAUGCGAGACUGUGCCUCCAGCUCCAGAGCCCCAGGUGUCUUGACACCGAGGGCUUCUCGGCCGAGUGGCUGAGGUCCUGCGAGGCUUCGCUCGAGGCAUUUGCCGCUGAGCCUGACAACUUGAUCGCUUCAAAGUUUUGGGAGGGGAAGCUGAGCCACCUUGCGCCUGCCACCUUCCCAAGUCGCUCCGCAUCCCACCAAAAGGCCGCGACGUUGGCUACGAUUGUUCCUGUCCCGAAGCAGGCUGGUGAUACAGAUAGCGUGUGCUCAAUUGUUCAAGCUGCAUGGGCCAUUGUACUUGGCCGCUACAAUGACAAUAUCGAUGUUUGCUAUGACACUUCUGUGUCUCCCAUCAAUUCCAUUUUUGGGCCUGAUGAGGCCGUUUCAUACAUGCUGCCCAUGAGAGUCGCUCUUGAGGGCAAGACGCCAGUGUCCGAGCUUUUGCAAACAGUGUCGCAUAUUUCCCGCGAUAUCGCUGUCAUUAUAAACCAGGCCGAAGACCUGCAAGAAGCUACCCGCUCCGCGGUGAAUGCAAGCACCUAUCCUCUCGAGCUCCAUGUUCAAAUAAAAGAGUCCAGCAUCGAGAUCAAGUUCAUCUACGACACAGACGCAAUCGCCGAAAUUCAGUGCACAGCUCUCGCGAACCAGCUUCAGCAUGUUAUCUCGCAACUCUCGACCCUUGAUAGCGAGCCUUUGCAGAGCGUCGCAAUUGCUGGACCAUGGGACUUGAAGCAGGCAUUGGAGUGGAAUGGUCCGCCUAUGCCCGUUUACCAUCAGUGCAUCCAUCAUCUCAUUGCCGACCGCGCAAUGCGCGACCCCGAGCGUGAAGCCAUCUACACAGCGGAGACGUCAAUGACUUAUGCGGCCCUCGAGGAGGAAGCAGGACUUCUUGCCGCACACAUUGUUUCUCUUGGUAUUGCGCCACAGACAGUGAUUCCUAUCUGCUUCGCUUCUUCGAAAUGGGCAAUUGUGGCGAUGGUUGGAGUGAUGAAGGCUGGAUGCAUUUUUAUGCCUCUGGAUCCGUCGCAUCCCGAGAGUCGCAGACAAGGUCUUAUUGCUCAGGUCGGUGCCGACACUGUGAUUGCAUCCUCUCGAACCGCCGCGAUCUGCCAAAGAAUGUGCCCAAAUGUGGUGGUUCUCGACGAUCUAUUUAUUGCCGAAAAGUUGUUACAGCUACAGAACAAGGAUAUCCCGAUGCGCGCUUGCUCGCCCAACGACGCUGCGUACAUUCUGUUUACGUCUGGAUCGACUGGAGUACCGAAGGGUGUUCAAGUGGAACACUCUGCCGCAUCAAGCAGUAUUAUGAACUUCGGAAGGAAGCACGAAGCGACGAAUGAGAUGCGAAUGCUGUCAUUCGCAAGCUAUGCUUUUGAUGCCUGCAUUUACGAGAUCUUUGUUCCUCUUGUACUUGGUGGUGCAGUCUGCAUCCCCCCUGAAGAGCGCAGACUGGAAAAUAUAUCGCCUUUUCUCGCCGAGGCGCGCGUCACAGCCGCUCUUCUCACCCCCUCUUAUGUCAAGACUUUGGAUCCUGACCAGCUGCCCACCAUCGACACUCUAAUCAUCGCUGGUGAAGCGGCAACUCUGGAUGUGCUUCACACCUGGCAGAAUCGCGUCCGACUCAUCAACUGCUACGGACCUACGGAGACUUGUGUAUCAGUCAUGACAUACACAUAUGACCCCGAUUUCAAGUAUACUGCCUCAACAAGAAUAGGAACGAAUGUGCACGGGAACUGCUGGAUUGUUGAACCUGACAACCAUAACCGUCUCACUCCAAUAGGCUGCACCGGCGAACUCAUUGUUCAAAGUCAUGCCAUGGCUCGCGAAUACUACAAGGCACCGGAGAAGACCGCUGCUUCCUUUAUUAGCCAUGUGGAGAUUUUCCCUGCCUCCACUCCAAUGCGAACAGCAAGAUGCUACAAGACUGGUGAUCUUGUGAAAUACAAUGCGGAUGGCACUCUCGAGUAUCAAGGCCGCAAGGACAACCAGAUCAAACUUCGCGGGCAGCGCCUAGAACCCAGCGAAAUCGAGCAUGUCAUGAACUUGGCGGAUGACCGUAUCCAGAGCACGGCGGUUCAUCUGACCAAGCGCAAGGCCGGAAACUCCUUGGUGGCUUUCAUCGACUUCAAAGAGCCACUCGACCGGACCAAGACUGUCGGGCUCGCCAAAAACGACCUAAUCCCUGUAUAUCCGGCGAUGGAAGAGCUUCUUGCUGACCUGCGCACAUACGUGGCGACGCGACUGCCGAAGUUCAUGGUGCCGUCAUUCUUCGUGCCGCUGAAUGAAAUGCCAUUUGUCACCUCAAUGAAGAUCGAUCGCAAGGGUCUCCAGGGACUUGCUGAUAGCUUAUCUAUCGAGGAACUAUCGAAAUACUCCGCCGCAACCUCGGGUUCAGACACAGUGGCACCCGUUACUCCAGAGGAGUUUGCCAUGAGAGAUCUCUGGGCUACGAUUCUCAACGUUAAUCCCGCCACAAUUAGUAGAGACAACAGUUUCUUGCAUAUUGGCGGUGACAGUAUCUCCGCCAUACACCUGUCAUCUCUCGCGAGGAAGAAUGGUCUUGAGCUGUCUACUGCGGCCAUUUUUAGAGACUCCAGGUUGUCUGUGAUGGCUGAAGUCGCAAAGCCAUUUGAGAUCAAGAGCAAGGAGACCGACGACGGCAUCGAACCUUUCAGCAUUCUCCAAACCGAAGAUCUUACUAACACCCUAUACGAGCUACGAUCCAUCUGUCGUCUCCGGGACGGCGAAGUAAUUGAUGACGCCUACCCUUGCACUGCUUUGCAAGAAGGACUUCUCGCACUCGGCGUCAAGCACCCGGGUUCUUACAUUGCCAAAUUCGUGUAUCGCCUCGACGAUAACAUUGAUAUUGUACGCUUCAAAGCUGCUUGGGAGUACCUUUGCGACACCUGCGAGAAUAUGCGCGUCCGCAUUGUGAAGCUGGGAACCGAUUCUAUUCAGACGCUGGUCCGCGGCGAUUUUGCCUGGGAGCCGACCAAAAACGUGAGCCUUAACAAAUUUCUCGAAGUGGCACAGAACAUGAACAUGUCCUACGGAUCCAAGCUUUCCCGUUCAGCUCUCAUUAAGGAAUCUUCUGGAAAGAAGUACUUCGUCUGGGUUACACAUCACGCGGUCUUUGAUGGCUGGACCGUCAUGCUCGUCCUGAAUGCGCUCAAGGAACUCUACCAGGGUAAUAACAAACCCGCAUUUACGCCUUAUUCCGGCUUCGUCAAAUACGCAAGCGGCAUGGAUAUGGAUAGCGCCUGCAAUUAUUGGAAGAGACAACUUCGUGGAGCACAGCCGCCGGCGUUCCCUUCGGGCCAGGUCACCGCCGCACCCGCCAAUUCAUCUGGAAAAGUGACUCGGCUUAUGAAGCACGACAUACCUUUUCCGGCUUCCACAAAAACGGACAUUACAAAAGGAACUAUUUUGCGUGCAGCUUGGGCACUGGCAUUGGCUCGAUAUGGCAACACCGAUGACGUGUGCUUUGGUGCGACGGCUUCCGGUCGCAAUGCGAACGUCGAAGGCAUUUCCAACAUGACAGGAACAGUCAUUGGCACUGUUCCCGUGCGCGUGAAGAUUGACCCAACUAAAUCCAUUCGCGACUUCUUGGCGGACGUCCAGAGCCAGGCUUUGGAGAUGGUUCCGUAUGAGCAGUACGGUUUCCAGAACAUUGCCAAGAUCAGCCCUGAAGUCAAGGCUGCGUCAGAUGUCACUAGCCUGUUGAUUGUGCAGCCUCAGCAGCAGGUUGAGGUUAUGGAAAGCGGAACCUCGGCCUUCAUGAGGACCGCUUCUCACGAUGAAUAUUCUGUGCUGGAUACAAUGGAGGGCUACUUUACGUUCCCGAUCGUCAUCCAAUGCCCCGUGUACUCGGACCACGUCACGAUCGACUUCACAUACGACAGCAGUGUGGUGUCGGAGCAGCAAAUGCAAAGCUUGUGCUAUCAUCUGGAGAGUAUUGUCGGCCAACUGCUUGCUCAAGAUGAUUCGAAGCUGGGUGACGUUGCUGUAGCCGGAGCUUGGGAUAUGGAAAAGGCCAUUGCCUUCAAUAGCCACAUUCAGGAAGUUGUUUCCGAUACAUGCCUUCACGACCUUAUUGCGAAGCAUGCGACUGAAUCUCCCGAUAACGAAGCGAUUUACUCUACUGAAAUGUCAAUGACAUACGCAGAGCUUGAGAGGGCGUCUUCGCUUCUCGCGUGGCAUCUCAUGAAUCUUGGAGUGACGCAGGAAACAGUGGUGCCGAUUUGUUUCGAAAAGUCUAUCUGGACUAUCAUUGCCAUGCUCGGUAUUAUGAAAGCAGGGGGAGUUUUCAUGCCGAUGGAUCCCACGCAUCCUUACGAUCGCAGAGCGGCUUUGAUCAAGCAGGUUGAUGCCCAGUACAUUCUCACAUCUGUCGACAGUGCCUCAUCCUGCGACAAAAUCGCCGAGCACAUCAUUAUUUUAUCCAGUUCUUUAUUGGCCGAAGUUGCGUCUUCAAGGAGCGUGGAAAAUGUCGCUUUCAAUUCAGAUCCCUCGUCCGCAGCCUACAUCCUAUUCACAUCCGGAUCCACCGGUCAGCCCAAGGGCAUCGUGGUGGAACACACUGCGAUUUGCUCCAGUAUGAUCAGCCAUGGCAAAGAAUUUGGCCUUUCCAAGUCCUCGAGGGUUCUUCAGUUUGCCAGCUAUGUGUUUGAUGUCAGCGUUUCCGAGAUACUCACAACUCUUGUCUACGGCGGCACCGUCUGUGUCCCAUCGGGUACCGAGCGUAUGCAAGAUAUCGCGAGUUUCAUCAACAAAGCCCAGACUGAUGUCGCAAUGCUUACGCCAUCAUUUGUCACCACCUUUGGCCCCAAGGACGUGCCAAAUUUGAAAGUCUUGAUUCUUGGUGGCGAGGCGCCGACGAAGACCACGCUAUCCACCUGGCAGCCACAUGUCAGAUUACUGAAUGGAUAUGCCCCAGCAGAGUGUUGUAUUUAUGCCUUGACCCAUACUUACCAAUCCGUAGACGAACUACCCACAAUUCUAGGAAAGGGCAUACAUACAAACUGUUGGAUCGUUGAGCCAGACAAUCACGAUCGCCUCGCACCCAUUGGCUGCGUCGGUGAGCUCGUCAUCCAAGGAAAUACCAUCGGUCGCGGCUAUGUCAAUGAUCCAGAGAAAACCUCAAAGGCGUUUUUGGACAACCUGAGUUGGCUUCCUAAGCAGCUAGCCAAGUCCAAUCACCGCUACUACAAGUCCGGCGACCUGGUUAGGUACGAUGAGAAUGGCGAUAUUGAAUAUCUCGGAAGAAAAGACACGCAAGUCAAACUUCGAGGUCAGCGAAUUGAGCUAGGAGAGAUCGAGUACAAUAUUCAGCAGUCACUCGAGGGUGUCAAGUAUGCCACUGUGGAGGUUGUGCGGCGCGGCCAACGUGAAGCACUUGUUGCUUUCAUCAGCUUUGAAGAUACCGAUAACGACACCGCCAAUGACGCUUUUCAGAACGACGGAAACUUGAUUCGGACAGUGACUCCUGAGCUUAAAACACGAUUUCAAGGCCUCCUCACUGAUUUGCAGGCGAAGCUUCCCCCAUUUAUGGUUCCUGGCUUGUUCAUGGCGCUCCACCGAACACCUUUCCUCAGCUCAAUGAAGGUAAACCGCAAGACUUUGCGCAAUUUGAUUGACAAGAUGUCAGCGAACGAGUACUCCCAACUGUCGCUGUCGAAGAACGAAGACAAAAGCGCUCCCAUGUCCGACAUGGAAGCGAAGUUCCGCGACUUGUGGGCUGAGACGCUCGGCAUCAGCCCAGAGGUGAUUGGUAGAAAUGACAGUUUCUUCCAACUUGGUGGUGAUUCGAUAUCUGCCUUGAAUCUCUCUUCUCUGGCGCAAAAAGAAGGAAUUUUUGUCUCUAUGAGCAAAAUGCUUGUCGACCCUGCGUUGGCGGCCAUGGCGGAUGCCGCCGCCCAAGACGACACUCUAUUCAUCCCUGCACUACCGUUCGAGCUCUUGGAUAAAUCGGCUGCUAGUAGCAUAAUCCACGAAGCCUACCGGAAGUGCAAUCUGCGAACCGAAAGGGAGAUUGAAGACAUAUUCCCCUGCACUGCUUUUCAAGAGGGUCUUAUUGCGCUAUCAGUCAGACAGCCCGGCGCCUACGAAUCUAUGGCAGUUUAUCGCCUGUCUGCGGGGAUAUCUGUCUCUAAAUUCAAGGCAGCUUGGGAAAGCACUGUUGAACGGUGCAGCAACCUCCGCACCCGCAUGAUUGUUCCCACCAACUCAGCCGACGGCAAAGCCGUGCAAGUUAUCACAACAUUCAAGCCGAGCUGGGAGGACACAGUGGGACACGAUCUGGCUUCUUUCGUCACUGCUGCUAAGAAGAAGCACAUGGGAUACGGUUCAGCAUUGUGUCGCUAUGCUCUGGUGGAGGGCGAACUGCCACAUUUUGUGCUCACAAUCCAUCACGCUACCUACGAUCUUUGGUCUAUGCACCUGAUUCUUUCCGCCCUGAGGGAGGCUUACGACGGAACCGAGGAGCUCAAGCUGCUACCAUACUCGAACUUUGUGAAGCACAUUCAACAAUCUGACCUUGGCAUAACUCAGCAGUACUGGCGUGAACAGCUGGAGGGCGCGAAACCCGCUACAUUCCCUCGUCUGCCAGCCAAUCAGAGGAAAGCGAAAGCCGUGAUGAAAGAGAGAACUGCCAAGAUUGCGAUUCCUGGUUCCAAGAGAACGGAUAUCACCCGCGCAACCUUGCUGCAAGCCGCCUGGAGUAUUGUGCUGGCACGGCACAGCGAAUCUGAUGAUAUUUGCUACGGUGCCACUGUCACUGGAAGGCUCGCUAGUUUAUCAGGAAUAACCAACCUGAUUGGACCUACUAUCACAACAGUCCCCAUGAGAUGCAAAAUCGAUGCCAAUGUGUCUGCUUCGGAGUUCUUGAAUCAGAUCCAGGCGCGCAAUGCUGGCAUGAUCCCACACGAGCAGUACGGGCAUCUAAACAUUGCGAAAUUGAGUGCCGAUGCCAGAGCCGCUUGCGAUUUCUCAACGCUUCUGAUUAUCCAGCCCAUCGAUCAAGUAGCAGCUAUUGGAGGCAAGAAGCCUCUGCUCGAAGAAGACACCACGGUAGCUACCACCAAGCUCUUGGAAGGCGAUCUUCAGGACUACUUUGACAACUCACUCAUCAUCAACUGCCUGUUGUCUGAAGAUAGCGUGGAGCUCAUCAUCUACUACGAUUCCAACAUUGUUUCCGACGAUUCCUUGGCAGCACUCGAGCACCAUUUUGGCCGCGUCACCGAGCAAUUAGCGCGUCAAGAUGAGACGCCGAUCGGGUCGUUGUCGUUGGUUGACCGAUGGGAUCUAGACCUCGCUAUGAAGUCUCAAAAAAUCCCCCAAGCCAACGAGAGCUGCACACAUUGGCUGGUCGAGGAACAAAUGGACCUACACGCAAGUCGCACUGCUGUGAAUGCCUGGGAUGGCGACUUGUCCUACAGGCAGCUUGGCAUGGCCGCAGCAGAGCUUGCCAGUAGACUCCGUGGCCAUGGCAUUGCUGUGGGCGAUCUUGUCCUCACAUGCCUACAAAAGUCCAAGUGGUCUGUUGUGGCGAUGCUCGCGGUUCAGCUAGCGGGUGGCGCGAUCAUUCCGGUAGAGCCAGCUACUUUUGGCCAGUCAAAGCAAGCGAUUCUGGAGACGACGAAGCCAAAACUGGUCUUGACCGAGUCUUCUCUGACAAAACUCUUUGUGGGGUCGGAAUGCAAGAUCCUACUAGCUGACGCUGCUCAAGAGGCACCAGUCAAGAGCUUGCAUGCAGUUCUUCCGUCUCACCCUACUCCGGAGACACUCAGCUUGGUUCUUCUCACCGAUGACGAGUCAAAUGUUAAUGGCGUCAAGCUCACUCAUAGUGCUGUUUCGACAUCUAUUGCAGCAUAUGCAAACGCACUGGGUAUUGAUGAGAGCACUCGAAUGCUGCAACAGGCCUCAUCGGACUCUUUCCUGCGAGUUGUUGAGGUGCUCUCAACCCUCACUACUGGCGGAUGUGUCUGCAUCCCCCAGGAAGACGCUCACCAGAGCGGUCUUGGCAAGGCCAUAGCGGAGUUUAAGGCCAAUGCUACACUUACCACUUCUGAUCUUCUCGAACAUCUUCAGCCAAAUCAGGUUCCUACCCUCAAGACUCUUGGUCUUGGUGGUGAGGAUGCCAGCAAGAAACUACUUGACACUUGGUCAGGUAUCGUCAACACUCACACCUUUUAUGGAACCAAGGAAGCUCUAGUCUGUGCCUGGGGCAAGGUCAAUACUUUUGAUACUGUUAAAAGAAUUGGAGAGCCCCUGUCAGCUGCUUUCUGGGUUGUGGAAGACUCAGAUGCUACUCAGCUUACGCCCGUUGGUUGCAUAGGCGAGCUUGUUAUCGAAAGCCCUUCCAUCGCCAGCGGGUAUCUCAACGAGACUACAUCAACGGCGGAGAACUUCAUUGAUGAUUUAGACUGCCUCCCUGGCGACACGACGCGUCGCGUUUUACGCACUGGCGACCUCGUGCGCAGAAACUUCGAUGGUAGCUUCGAGUACAUCGGUCGCAAAGAGGCUAGCCAAAGAAGCAACGGAAGUAGAAUGGGUCUUUUACAAGCUGAAGAGCAUCUGCGCAAUGGACUUCCCGACUCAAUGAAUGGAACUGUCGCAAAGUUGAGUGGCACAGGCGACGAAGAGCUAGUCGGCCUUUUAUGGUGCACUGGGCAGCUGAGCAUCGGAAGCAAGAUAUCUGUUGUGACUGGGCAAGGGCAAUACGAACUGGAGAAAAUGCUUCCGGAGUUACAUUCUUACCUGAUCGACAAACUACCCAAAUACUUGGUUCCAGCAUCAUUCCUCCUUUUCGAUGGCCCACCCAGUCGACUUUCUUCCGGUCGCUUUAAUCGCCGCGAAAUGCUCAGCCUCGCAAGCCAAGUUCCUGCGGACAAGAGAAUCAGGAUUACACCGAGUAUGAUGUUAAAGGAUCAGCCCGAAACCCCCACCGAGCACAAGCUUCGCGAUCUGUGGGCCAAGCUACUGGGCAUUCCCGCGCCUGAAAUUGGACGAAAUGACAGCUUCCUUGGCAUCGGAGGAGAUUCAAUCAGCGCAAUUCAGCUCGUCACUAUGGCGAGAAAUCGGGGCCUGGGACUUUCUAUCGCGUCAAUUUUCAGAGACCCAAGGCUGAGCGAAGUGGCUGCUUCCGCUGUCGUGAACGAUGCGGAGGACAGUGAAGACCUGGAGCCAUUUGCAUUGCUCCCCAAUAUCCCAUCGGACUACACUAUACACGAAGCCAAGCAGCAGUGCGGAGUCGGCCAAUCUGUUCUGAUUGAGGAUAUGUAUCCUUGCACGAAGCUCCAAGAAGGACUUAUGGCACUUGCGACAUCGAAUGCCGGGUCUUAUGUUGCCCAUCAUGCCUUCCGCCUGGCUGACGACAUCGAUGUUGAAGCAUUCAAGCUUGCCUGGGAGCACACUGUUGAGAUUACGUCAACCUUGCGAACUCGCAUCGUACCCAUUCACGGAACCUUCGUGCAGGUCGUUCUCGAGGAGCACGCUGCAUGGGAAGACCCCAGUGGCCUCAACGUCCAGCAAUACAUAGCUCGCGAUACCAAGGUCGCAAUGGGCUAUGGAACUAGACUCUCCAGAUAUUCCAUUGUGUCCUCCAAGUACUUUGUCUGGACAGUUCACCAUGCCGUUGCGGAUGGCUGGAGCAUCAACCUUGUCUUGGAUCGGGUGAAGAAGAUCUAUCGCCGCAUCGAGGUGCCGGCCAUCAAACCAUUCGCAUCGUUCAUCAAAUACAUCAUGGGCGCGGACCACAGAGCAAGCCAGCAAUUCUGGUCUGACCAGCUUCAAGGCGCAACGCGUACGCCAUUUCCCCCGGACAGUGUCGAAAAAUUCAAGGCCAACGCGAGAUAUUUGAGAGUCAUUCCUCACGCGACCCCAGCAGAUUCGUCAAUCACCAUGGCCACAGUUCUUCGAUCUGCCUGGUCCAUUCUUCUAGGAGGCUACUGCGACACAGACGACAUCUGCUUUGGUACGACAGUCUCCGGUCGCUCUGCACCCGUGGACGGUAUUGAGUUUCUGGCAGGCCCUACCAUUGCUUCUGUUCCUGUGCGUGUCGUUAUUCCUACCCAGAAGAGAAUUGGAGACUUUUUGCGAGACGUGCAAAAUCAGAAUCUCGACAUGAUUCCCCACGAGCAAUUCGGUCUCCAAAGAAUUGCCAAGAUCAGCUCUGAUGCGCGCGAUGCCUGCGAGUUCUCUAGCCUGAUGGUCAUCCAGCCUCAGAGAUUUGGUGGCAAUGCCGAGACAACAGACGUUAUUGCUGAUCGUCUCGAAGAUGACUCAGAUGGUGCGGCUGAUGAUUACUACACUUAUCCGCUUAUUGUGCAGUUCAAUCUCAUGGACUCGGAGUUUGAGAUGAACAUUUUGUAUGCUCCGUCUCAGCUGCCAGAGAGCCGGAUUAUUGCUCUCACUCAUCACAUCGAGCAUAUCGUGGCACAACUUCUAGGCAACCCCGCCAAGCUUGUUGAGGAUGUUUCCACCUCUGGCCCUUGGGAUCUACAGAAAGCUAUGGAUUGGAAUCAGGAAGAUCAAACCACGGUUGACAAGUGCGUACACGAUUUAUUUGAAGAGCAUGUUGCACAGGAUUCUACUCGAGAUGCUGUAUUCACAACCACGCGCACACUAUCUUAUGGUGAACUGGACACGAUGUCUACUCAACUUGCGGCUUAUCUCAAAAGCAUCGGAGUUGGGCCACAGACUAUUGUUCCCAUCUGCAUGGAAAAGUCAAUCUGGCCCACCGUCAGUGCCGUGGCGAUCAUGAAGGCAGGCGGUGCUUUUAUGCCCAUGGACCCUACGCAUCCUUACAAUUAUCGACAAACUCUUGUCAAGGAGGCAAAUGUACGGGUUAUGCUAACCUCACAGAGCUCGUUUGCGGACUGCGCUGGACUCUGCGAGCAUGUCGUCAAUGUCUCGGACUCUCUCCACUGCUUCCAGCUAAACAAACAAGCUGCAGAGACCGCUUUGCAGUACAACCGAGCCACGCCAGAAAAUCCUGUUUAUGUCAUUUUCUCUUCUGGAUCAACGGGUGUACCAAAGGGCAUUGUGGUUGAGCAUCGCUCCUACGUCUCCUCUCUGACGGGGCAUGGAGCACGCCUUGGCUUCUCGCGAGAAUCUCGCACGUUCCAAUUUGCAAACCACGUUUGGGACGUUGUCGCUUUUGAUAUACUUACGACUCUUGCCUUUGGUGGAACCGUCUGUGUUCCGUCUGAAUAUGAGCGCUUGCACAGCACUAUUCCAUUCAUGAACGAAGCGAGGUGCAACACUGCUCUUUUGACACCAAGCUUCAUCAGAACCAUUGAUCCCGAUCUGGUUCCAACUCUCAAAACACUUGCCAGUGGGGGUGAAGCCAUGGACAAGAGUAUUUUGCGAAACUGGGUUGACAAGGCCAAUCUUUUCGACGCUUAUGGUCCUGCAGAAGCAAGUUGCAUUGCAUCCAUUCACCACUACACCUCUCGCACGGAAUCUGGCGGCACAAUUGGUCGUCCAUCACAUAACGCCACCUGGGUUGUCGAUCCAAAGCACCCAGACAGACUGUCGCCCAUCGGCUGCGAAGGAGAGCUUGUCAUUCAAGGUCCGGCAGUUGCGCGCGGCUACCUCAACAAUUCUUCUCUUACAGGGAAGCACUUCUCAUCAACAGUUCAAUUCUUACCUGAAGAACUCAUUUCUAAGUCUGCCCGUUUUUACUGGACGGGCGACCUGGUCAAGUACAACGACAAGGGCGAGAUGCUUUACAUGGGCCGUCGAGACGCCCAGAUCAAAUUGAGAGGCCAGCGCAUCGAACUUGGACACAUCGAACACAAAAUUGAGGCGGCCGCUCCCCAAUUGGAAGCGGCUGUUGUCGAAGUCAUUCACAAAGGAACGCCGGCUGCUUCCUUGGUUUGUCUGAUGAAGCUAGCAAGCAACGAUUGCAAUUCGGGCGCUGAGGAGCAGCUGCUACUACCAAAUACAGAAGCUCUCGCUUCUUACGUGCGCAGCGUCAGAGACAAGUUGAUUGGUGUCCUGCCGAACUACAUGAUUCCCGCCUAUUUUAUCCCUGUUUCCGAAGUUCCUAAAAGCAGAGCAGCGAAAACCGACCGCAAGCUUAUUCGCGAGUCUGUCGAAAGCCUGUCUUCAGAGAACUUGAAGACAUAUUUGGCGACAGCUGGAGCUGAAUUCUGCGAUGCUGCAAAUGAAACCGAGCGAACCAUUCGAGACGCCUGGGCGGCUGUUCUGCGACUUGAGACAGAGGACAUCAGUACCAAUGACAACUUCUACGAGAUUGGCGGAGACUCUAUUUCCAUCAUCACACUUUUGAAGCGAAUCCAGAACGAAUUUGGAGUUCAUCUUGGCCUUUCAAUGAUGAACAGCAAGAGCACGACAAUUUCACAGAUGGCCAAAUUCGUCGAUGCCGACACUUCCAGUGAGCCCAGCGUCGAUGUGCAGCGCGAGGUCGCAGCGGCCCUUUCUGCAUCCUGGGUCAAGUCAAUCAAAACUGCCGGCUUUGUUUCGAGGCCAGCGCUUCCUGCCCAGGCCUCUGUUUUCCUCACGGGCGCAACAGGCUUCCUGGGUACUCAGCUUCUGCGUAGCUUACUAGUGAAGGACAGUGUUCGGCGCGUGGUUGCCCUUGUGAGGGCCAAGUCCGCUGAGCACGGGUUGGAAAGAUUGAAGGAAACAGCCAGAAUCGCUGGAUGGUGGGACGAUGUGUACGAGGAGCGCGUGGAAGUAUGGACGGGCGAUUUGGAGGACGCCAAGCUGGGACUAAAAGAGGAGCAGUGGAUGCAGCUGGCUGGUACAUCUCCUUCUGGCCAAAUCGACGCUGUUGUCCAUAAUGGCGCCAUUGUCAAUUGGAACGCAGACUACGAGAAGCUCAAGAACGCCAACGUCCGGUCUGUGUUGGACUUGCUCCAGGCAGUUGUGGAAUCACCUCAUGCGCCGCGCUUCGUUUUCGUGUCGGGGGGUGUUUCUGUCGACAUUGACGCGGAUCCGGCGGCUGUUGCGGACGAGAUGAACACCAGCAUCGGCUACUGCCAGACAAAGUACGUUGCUGAAAAGGUUGUGCACCAUCUUGCAACGGCGCUACCCUCGUCGCAAAACCGCUUCUCCGUUUUGAAGCCAGGCAUGAUAAUCGGUACGGCUGCCGAAGGGGUCGCCAACCUGGACGAUUUCCUCUGGCGCUUCGUCGCGACCGCCGCCAAGAUACAGCUUUACCCCCUCGACGCUGAGCCGGGUUUUGUACCGGUCUCCGAUGGCGGUCUGGUUGCUGCCAGAACACUUGGGCAGAUCACCGAAAACAAUAUCGAUGCCUUUGUCAACCUGUCGACCGAGCUGGGUCUUGCGACCCCAGACUUCUGGGCGCAUGUCAACGCGGAGCUGGGCAAAGUUUGCACACCGAUCGACUGGGCUACCUGGCUGGAGCGCGCCCUUCAAGACAUGAACGAGACGGGCGAAUCGCACCCUCUGUGGCCGGUCCAGCACUUUGCGGCCGGUGGCGGUAUAUCUGGGACGGCUACGCUCUCUGCACCAGACGAGGCCGAGCUUGGACGUGCAGUGCGGUCCAAUGUCCGCUACCUGAAGCAAGUUGGCUUCAUCAGCGGCGCAGAUGAGCAGGUGCAGGUUCAAGGCGUCCUGCGUCGCGGUGUGCGACGAAGCUAG